CGCAAGCCAGACCCUCCCCGCCUACGGUCAUUUGGGUGGACGGCGGGGAGGGUCUGGUACAUUGUCUACACUAGUUUUGUUCCGAGAGCGCGCAAAGAAAAUGUUACGUAAUGUAUACGUAGAUUGUGUCAAUACACGUCAAUUGGAGAAAAAUGGCCGCAGAACAGGAGGAAGAGCUCGUCGAAGCUGCUGUUAUUAAUGCUGCCUCUGCUCUUGGGUUUUCUACACUUAAAGACGAACAAAAGUUCUGUAUUUGCGAGUUUUUGAAGGGCAGGGAUGUUUUUGCCAUUUUACCGACUGGUUUUGGGAAAACGAUAUGCUUUACAGUUUUACCAAGUGCUAUUGAUAUAUAUGAGAAGAGAAAGGACGAGGAGAAGGCUAUAAUUAUAGUAGUCAGCCCAUUGACUGCCCUAAUUAUUGAUCAGGUUGCUGAUCUUUUGCGUCGUGGAGUAUCUGCUGGCUACAUUGAUGCUGACUCAACGAAAGAAGUCAAAGAAAAUGUUGCAAAAGGAUUUUACAGCAUUUUAUUCAUGAGUCCUGAGCAAUUAGUUGAUAGAUGGCGAAAGUUAUUUGUGUCAUCAACUUAUAAGUCUCGUUUAGUCGGUGUCAUUAUUGAUGAAGCUCACUGCGUUGUGAAAUGGGGUUUGACAUUUAGAGAAUCUUUCUCAAGAAUAAAAGAAGUUAGAAGUGUAAUGGCAACAUCAAUUGGUAUCAUGGCACUGACUGCGACAGCAACCAGGUCACUGCGAUUAAAAGUUGAGGAAUUAUUAGGAAUGCGGUCACCAUCAGUAGUCAUUCGUUCACCAGACAAAAGAAACUUGAGAUUAAGUUCACUGGAGUUAAAAGGGUUGAAUAGUUUUGGAGUUCCGAAAGUUUUUGAAUAUCUUCUUGAAGAAUUGAGGGAGAAAUUGACUCGAAUGCCUAGAGUGAUGAUAUUUUGCAAAAAUAAAAGUGAUUGCCCUAAAUUAUAUGCCUUUUUCAAAGCUCAAAUGGGUAAAUACUUUAGUCAUCCACCAGGAGCUAAUCCAGAUGUUGCCCAUUGUCGUCUAGUAGACAUGUUCUUCAAAGGGACAAGUGCAGAUGUAAAGGAAAGUAUCAUAGAUAACUUUACUAAAAAAUCAUGUCUUCGUAUUGCAAUCUGUACAGAUGCAUUUGGUAUGGGUGUUAACUGUAGAGAUGUGAAGUUGAUAAUUCAUUACGGAGUUCCUAGUGACCCAGAAACGUAUGUACAGCAGAUAGGACGAGGUGGAAGGGAAGGUACCAAUUCAUAUGCUGUGGUAUUACAUUCAAAGAAGUUGCUGGAGAACUGCAACAACCAUAUGAUUACAUACGUCCAGAAUGUCACUUGUAGGCGCAAUCACUUAUUUAGAGAUUUUGAAAACACUACUCCUAGCAUCAAUGCUGGAUGCAGCUGUUGUGAUAUAUGCAUGAAAAACUGUACAUGUCAUCAUUGCAUUGAUAAAUUAUCCCAAGAUUAUUCAUUUAUUCCAGUGUUAUUUAAUCAUUAACUAUUUCAU
Amphimedon queenslandica is the source of this 1517-nucleotide messenger RNA. Its product is annotated as ATP-dependent DNA helicase Q-like 3. Gene Ontology annotation, cellular component: nucleus; chromosome; cytoplasm. The record is from RefSeq and is a predicted model, not a curated record. Bases 153 to 1508 code for a protein of 451 amino acids. Gene Ontology annotation, molecular function: 3'-5' DNA helicase activity; ATP binding; nucleic acid binding. NCBI's taxonomy places the organism in Eukaryota, Metazoa, Porifera, Demospongiae, Haplosclerida, Niphatidae. The transcript has 2 exons. Gene Ontology annotation, biological process: double-strand break repair via homologous recombination.